Molecule: messenger RNA, 2194 nt
Organism: Schistocerca gregaria
Lineage: Eukaryota; Metazoa; Arthropoda; Insecta; Orthoptera; Acrididae
Exons: 11
Coding region: 70-2091 (673 amino acids)
Biological process (GO): iron ion transport
Cellular component (GO): plasma membrane
Molecular function (GO): oxidoreductase activity; copper ion binding
Source: RefSeq, a predicted model, not a curated record
AUAAGGCUCACAUUGGAUAGUUGCAGCAUUUCAAUUAACUGUUCCUUAAGGUACUUUUUUCUUUUGCGUAUGGUGAGACUUCAAAGCAGUAUGAAGAUUUUAGCAAUUUUUGUAACAACUGUACUUCACUACUCUGUGAUUUUAGGAUUUAAUGGAAAGGAACUAUCUUCUGAUAAUUAUACAAUCUCAGGUGGACCGGCACAUCCCUGUUUCAGAGAAUGCAAAGAAAAUGAAGAUCCUAUGAUAUGUCACUACAAUUUUACUGUUGGCUUAUUCACAACAAUGAGCAUACAAUGUGGAGACUGCCCAGUUGUUGAAGAAGACUGCAGCAAGCCUGGAUGUAUUACAGCUGGUGGUGCAGUGCGUUCUGUAUCAGUUGUUAACCAGCGCAUACCAGGGCCUGCAAUAUUGGUAUGCCAUAAUGACAUUGUUGUAGUCAAUGUCCUGAAUUCUUUUGAUAAUGAGGGUUCUGUGAUACAUUGGCAUGGUCUACGGCAACGUGGAAGACAAUACAUGGAUGGUGUUCCUUACAUCACACAAUGUCCUAUUCAGCCAUAUAACGAAUUUCAAUACAGUUUUAAGGCUGAUGUUGCAGGAACUCAUCUUUGGCAUGCACACAUAGGUUUUGAAGAGGCUGAUGGACUCUUUGGAGCUAUGGUUAUUCGCCAACCUCCAUCCAAAGAACUCAAUAAUUACACCUAUGACUAUGACCUACCAGAACACACAAUUGUUGUUUGGCAUUGGUUCAGUCAACCAACAAGGGAUGUGGUUAAAACAGCACUGAACAGAAAUGAAAGUGUUUUUGGAAAUGGCUAUAUUAUAAAUGGAAAAGGAAAUUUCCUUGAUAAUGAAACCUUCAGAAUGCCAAGAGAGGUGUUUAAUGUUUCACAGGGUUACAGGUACCGCUUCCGGCUUAUGUUCAAUGCAGCUCUCUACUGCCCAGUUGAAGUAUCAGUUGACAAUCAUACACUAUUGGUCAUUGGCAGUGAAAGCUCAUAUUUUGAACCUAUUGGAGUGGACUCUUUUAUAAUAAAUGGUGGUGAGCGUUAUGAUUUUGUGAUUGAGGCUAAUCAGGCACCAGGAAACUACUGGAUGAGAUUCCGUGGAAUGGGAGAUUGCCAUAAAACUGAAGAAUCUUCUGGCAAGAUGGUUGAAGCUCAUGCAGAGGCUGUACUACAUUAUGACGAUGCAGCUGUGACCACAACACUACCUGAUGGAAUUCCUACUUACGAAGAAGGCUAUGCCUCUGGAGUGCUUUUCAACCCAGUUCAGGAAACUGAGCCUGAUUACAAAGCAAACAGAACUAUUAUUAGAGUUUCUGAUCUUACAAACAUUGAUACUGAUUCUGCAAUGAAUGUUAGUGGAGAUCCAGAUAAAACAGUAUACCUGGGCUUUGACUUCAAAUCUUAUGAUUCAUUGGAGAUACCAGGUCCAUAUCCUCAAGUAAACAACGUUACAUUCAAAUAUCCAUCAGUGCCUUUGCUGACCCAGAGAAACUUGAUAUCUUCUGAAAUGUUCUGCCCAAAUAUACAAGCUGAGAGUACUGAUUGUGAUGAUGAAUUCUGCAACUGCCCAUAUGUUAUCGAAUUUGAUUUGGGUGACCUUGUGGAAAUAGUGCUUGUAGACACAAGCAUCAUCAGAGAUCAAGACCAUCCAUUUCACAUGCAUGGUUAUCAUUUCCACGUGGUUGCUAUGGAACCUCUAGAAGAAGAAGAAGGUCCUGUGACAGUUGGGCGAGUAAAAGAAAUGAAUGAAAAUGGGGCAAUACACAAGAAUCUUGAAACAGCACCUCUUAAAGAUACUAUUUCUGUUCCAAUGAGAGGUUAUACGGUCAUUAGAUUCAUAGCAGACAAUCCAGGAUACUGGUUCUUUCACUGUCAUAUAUCAAAUCAUGCAGAACUUGGUAUGGGUGUAGUACUGAAAGUUGGUGGGCAUGAUGAGAUGGUAUCAAUUCCAUCAGAUUUUCCUCAGUGUGGAAACUGGAAGUGGACUUACCAUGAAGAAGCUGCUGGAUCAAGAUCCUAUGGAAGUUUACUGGCAUUGUUGCUUUGUUUGUCUCUCCUAGAAGUAUAUUACAUAGGCAUGGCAUGACAUUUUCUGUAGUUACUUUAUUUCAUUCUCAAAAAAACUACCAUUACAUGCAACUCUAUCAUUUCAGAAAUUAUUAUAUACAAUAAAUAAAAAAAAUAUUGAA